Messenger RNA from Penicillium cataractarum, 2805 nucleotides. RefSeq names its product protein mannosyltransferase 1 (gene pmt1). Gene Ontology annotation, cellular component: membrane; endoplasmic reticulum. The coding region runs from base 1 to 2805 and encodes 934 amino acids. Gene Ontology annotation, biological process: protein O-linked glycosylation via mannose. Gene Ontology annotation, molecular function: dolichyl-phosphate-mannose-protein mannosyltransferase activity. NCBI's taxonomy places the organism in Eukaryota, Fungi, Ascomycota, Eurotiomycetes, Eurotiales, Aspergillaceae. The transcript is spliced from 5 exons. The record is from RefSeq and is a predicted model, not a curated record.
AUGGGUCAAAAAUCGAAGGAUACAUUGGCCGUACGGCCGCAGAGUCGCGGUCGGCGCUCUCGCAGUCGCUCGCCAAACCCUAAGGGUGCGAAGCCUGCAAAGAUUGUCAGCUACGCCUCGGACGGUGUGCGAGACAAUGACAUUCUCAACCUCCCCGCCUCCGACUACAAACUGCUGGUGCUGGUGACGUUGAUUGCGGCCGCUGUCCGCUUGUUUCGUAUCUACCAGCCCAGCAGUGUUGUAUUCGAUGAAGUCCAUUUCGGUGGCUUCGCAAGCAAGUACAUCAAGGGAAAGUUUUUCAUGGAUGUUCACCCCCCUCUCGCCAAGCUGUUGAUCACGCUGGCUGGCUGGCUGGCCGGCUUCGAUGGAGAGUUUGAUUUCAAGGACAUCGGCAAGGACUAUCUCGAGCCCGGCGUGCCCUACGUGGCAAUGCGAAUGCUACCCGCGAUUCUCGGUGUUCUCACGGUCUCUCUGAUGUUCCUGACUCUCAAGGCGACUGGUUGCCGAACUUCGACUGCUGUCAUGGGUGCUGGGCUUGUGAUCUUCGAUAACGCCCUGACCACCCAAUCUCGCCUGAUCUUGUUGGACUCGCCCCUCGUUUUCUUCACUGCUCUGACUGCAUUGACCUUCAGCUGCUUCACAAACCAGCAGGAACUGGGACCCGCCUCUGCUUUCAAGGGCCCAUGGUGGUUCUGGCUAGCCGCUACAGGUGUUUCCCUUGGAGCUACUCUCAGCGUCAAGUGGGUUGGUCUCUUCACCAUGGCUUGGGUUGGAUCCCUCACGGCCCUCCAGCUUUGGGUCGUGCUCGGUGACUCUAAGACUGUGACUCCGCGAUUGUGGUUCAAGCACUUCUUCUCCCGUGUCUUCUGUUUGAUCGUUAUUCCCCUUGGUUUCUAUAUGGCUAUGUUUGGUAUUCACUUCCUCUGCCUGGUUAACCCCGGUGAAGGUGAUGGUUUCAUGUCGUCCGAGUUCCAAGCUACCUUGAACUCCAAGUCCAUGCAGGAUGUGCCAGCGGAUGUUUCUUUCGGCUCCCGUGUCAGCAUUCGUCACCACAAUACUCAGGGUGGCUACCUGCACUCGCACAAUCACAUGUACCCCACCGGUAGCAAGCAGCAGCAGAUUACUCUCUACCCCCACAAGGAUGAGAACAAUGUGUUCAUCAUGGAGAACCAGACUCAGCCUCUGGGUCCUUAUGGCGAGAUCGAAGGCCCCUUCGCUUGGGACAACUCUUCUGUGAGCUUCAUCGAGGAUGGAGCCGUUGUCCGCCUCUACCAUGAGAUUACCCACCGACGCAUCCACUCCCACGACGAGCGCCCGCCCGUGACUGAGGCUGACUGGCAGUACGAGGUCUCCGCCUACGGUUACGAAGGAUUCCCCGGUGAUGCCAAUGACUUGUUCAAGAUUGAGAUUGUGAAAUCCCUCUCCGAGGGUGCCGAAGCCAAGAAGCGCGUCCGCACCAUUCAGACCAAGUUCAAGCUUGUGCACGUCAUGACUGGCUGUGUUUUGUUCUCCCACAAGGUCAAGCUUCCCGAGUGGGGUUUCGAGCAACAAGAGGUUACCUGCGCUCGUGGUGGUACUCUGCCAAACAGUAUCUGGUAUGUUGAGUCUAACACUCACCCCAUGAUGCCUGUGGAUGCCGAGAAGGUCAACUACCGCAACCCCGGCUUCUUGGGCAAGUUCUGGGAGCUGCAGAAGGUCAUGUGGACUACCAACGCCGGCUUGGUUGAGUCGCACGCCUGGGACUCUCGCCCUCCUUCGUGGCCCACUCUUCUCCGUGGUAUCAACUUCUGGGGCAAGGACAACCGCCAGAUCUACCUUCUAGGUAACCCACUGAUCUGGUGGUCUUCGACCGCUGCCAUUGGCAUCUACUUCCUUUUCAAGGCUAUCGCGGUUAUCCGCUGGCAGCGCAGCUGCAAUGACUACCGUCAUGUCUCGUUCAAGCGAUUCGACUAUGAGGUCGGCACCAGCGUUCUUGGAUGGUUCUUCCACUACUUCCCAUUCUACCUCAUGGCCCGUCAGCUUUUCCUGCACCACUACCUCCCCGCUCUCUACUUCGCCAUCAUGGUUCUCUGCCAAGAAUUCGAUUUCAUCACCAACCGUAUUAAGAGCCUCGGACUAGCAUCGAGACCCGCAAUUGGCAAGGUCAUGAUGGCCGGAUUCCUGAUCCUCAGCAUUGCAGUUUUCACCCUUUACUCUCCUUUGAUUUACGGUAACCCCUGGACCCAGAGUGCCUGCCAGAAGGUCAAGCUUCUGGAUGGCUGGGAUUUCGACUGCAACACCUUUCACACCGACCUGAGCCAAUACGUUACCGAUGUGGACAACUUCAUGAAGACCGUUCCAACCGAGCAAGCCCAGAUCCACAAGCCUGGGGACCACCAGCAGCAGGCACAAGCACCUGCUGUCGAGAUCCCUCAGCAACAACAGCCGGAAGAUCAGGCUGCCGUAACCCAGCCCAAGCUCUCCGGCUCCGUGGCCCGUGUUGAGUACCGCGACCAGCAUGGCAACGUUCUCCCCGAGGAUGUUGUCGCUUCGCUUCGCGCGGAGGGCAAGGUCAAGUUCGAGACCCGAUACGAGUCCCGCUCCAAGCUUGAGCACGCUCAGGAGAUCCCCAUCGUGGAUGGCCAGCUUGCUCCCCCACACCCGGAUGUCCAGGGACAGAACCCUGAGACCGGCUCCGGAAAGCCCGAGGACUCUAUCCCACCCGAGAGCCCUGCCUCAGUGGCCGAAGGCAACGUCCGUUCCGUGGAGAGCUCUGGCUCCCCCGAGGCCAAGCCUGCCAGCGAAGGCAAUGAAGCUACUAAAUAA